This is a messenger RNA of Pleuronectes platessa (European plaice), 3572 nucleotides long. It is a transcript of the gene ace2, whose product is annotated as angiotensin I converting enzyme 2. The transcript is spliced from 18 exons. Gene Ontology annotation, cellular component: plasma membrane. Gene Ontology annotation, biological process: proteolysis. Gene Ontology annotation, molecular function: metallopeptidase activity; peptidyl-dipeptidase activity. The coding region runs from base 1 to 2421 and encodes 806 amino acids. The record is from RefSeq and is a predicted model, not a curated record. NCBI's taxonomy places the organism in Eukaryota, Metazoa, Chordata, Actinopteri, Pleuronectiformes, Pleuronectidae.
AUGGCGGUGUCAGCUCGGAUUCUUGUAACGUUGCUGGCCCUGGCCUGCGUCGUCUCUGCUCAGGACCUGGAGAACAAGGUGACGGAGUUUCUGCGGAUGUUCGAUGAAGAGGCCACGCAGCGUAUGUACAAUUACUCUCUGGCAUCAUGGGCCUACAACACCGACAUCUCCCAGGAGAACUCGGACAAGCUGUCAGUACAGGGGCAAAUCUGGGGCAGUUUUUACACUCAGAUGUCAGAAGAGUCCCUGGAAUUCCCCAUCGACCAGAUCAAAGAUCCAGUAAUCAAACUGCAGCUCAUCUCCCUUCAGGACAAAGGCGCCGGUGCUCUUUCCCCGGACAAGGCCGCACGCCUGAGUAAAAUCAUGAGUGACAUGAAUACAAUCUACAGCACAGCCAAAGUGUGCCUGAAGGACGAACCCCUGAACUGCCAGACUUUGGAGCCAGGCCUGGAGGACGUGAUGUUCAACAGCCGGGACUACGCCAAGCGCCUGCACGUGUGGGAGGGCUGGAGGAAGGAGACCGGGAAGAAGAUGAGGCUCCUGUAUGAAGAUUAUGUGGAUCUGAAGAAUGAAGCUUCCAAACUAAACGGUUUUGAAGACUACGGAUCUUACUGGAGAUACAACUAUGAGACGAUCGAGGAGGAUCCUCAGUACAAGUACACAAGAGACCAGCUCAUGGGAGACGUGCGUUCAAUAUACAAAGAGAUCCUGCCAUUAUACAAGGAGCUGCAUGCCUAUGUGAGAUCCAAGCUCAUUGAGGUCUACCCAGGACACAUUGAUGCACAAGGACAGCUGCCAGCCCACCUGCUGGGUGACAUGUGGGGAAGAUUCUGGACCAACCUUUACCCUCUGACUGUUCCCUACCCUGACAAACCAGAUAUUGAUGUCAGUCAGACUAUGAUGGAGCAGGGCUGGAGUGAAAUGCGUCUUUUCAAAGAAGCAGAGAAGUUCUUCAUGUCCGUGGGCCUGUACGAGAUGUUUCCGAACUUCUGGAACGACUCGAUGCUGGUGAAGCCUGACGGACGCCAGGUGGUGUGUCACCCCACAGCCUGGGACAUGGGGAACAGGGAAGACUUUAGGAUCAAAAUGUGCAGCAAGGUCAACAUGGAGGACUUCCUCACCGUGCACCACGAGAUGGGCCACAACCAGUACCAGAUGGCCUACCGCAACCUGUCCUACCUCCUGAGGGACGGAGCCAACGAGGGGUUCCACGAGGCCGUAGGAGAAAUCAUGUCCCUUUCUGCUGCAACGCCCAAACACCUGCAGAGCCUGGGCCUCCUGCCUGAUAACUUCACUUAUGAUAAAGAAACAGAGAUCAACUUCCUGCUCAAACAGGCGCUCACCAUCGUGGCCACGCUGCCGUUCACCUACAUGCUGGAGGAGUGGAGGUGGCAGGUGUUCGCAGGGAACAUCCCCAAGGACCAAUGGAUGCAGCGGUGGUGGGAGAUGAAGAGGGACAUGGUGGGGGUGAUGGAGCCGGUGCCGAGAGAUGAGACUUACUGUGAUCCUCCUGCUCUGUUCCAUGUGUCUGGAGACUACUCCUUCAUCAGGUACUUCACCAGAACCAUCUACCAGUUUCAGUUCCAAAAAGCGCUGUGUGAUGCUGCUGGUCACACUGGUCCCUUGUCUUCAUGUGAUAUUACCAAUUCUACCGUAGCAGGAACCAAGCUGAGGGACAUGUUGGAGCUGGGGAGGUCCCAGUCCUGGACCAGGGCCUUGCACACGAUAUCUGGUGAUGUCAAGAUGGACGCCCAGCCCCUGCUGGAUUAUUUUGCAACGCUUCACGAGUGGCUGAAGGCAGACAACAAGAAAAACAACAGGAUGGUCGGCUGGCAGUCAGCAAUAGAUCAACUUUCCCAGUAUGCCAUCAAAGUACGAAUAAGUUUGAAGGCCGCCAUGGGAGACAACGCUUAUUCCUGGAACGACAACGAGCAGUACCUGUUCAAGGCCAACAUUGCCUACGCACUGCGGCAGUACUACGAACAAAAGAACGAGACACUUUCCUUCACGACAGAGAACGUCCACACCUUCAACGAGACUGAGAGAAUCUCCUUCUACAUUAUGGUCACCAAACCGAAAACCACUGUGUACAUCCCAAAGAAUGACUUGGAGGCUGCCAUCCGGUUAUCCAGAGGUCGAAUCAACGACGCCUUCCAAUUGGAUGACAAGACGCUGUACUUCGCGGGUAUCCCAGUGACACUGGCCCCUCCUGUGGAGCAGCCAGUGGAGGUGUGGCUGGUGGUGUUUGGGGUGGUCAUGGGAGCCGUGGUGAUGCUGGGCACCUACCUCAUCAUCUCCGGUGUCAGAGAACGUAAAAGGAAAUCUGCAAAGCCAGCCACGGAGAAUCCGUACGACGAAGACAACGAGGGGAUAACCAACAAAGCCUUUGACAACCAUGAUGAUGAACAAACUGGAUUCUGAUCGCACACAGACCGGAGGGAGGGUUUCCUCAGCUCGAUCAACAGUGGACUGAGAGUCACCAUCCAACAAUAAGAAAUACAAAUUAUUUUACAUAGCCUUUCCCUCUUUUACCGAUCUCUCAUCAAACAAAAACAUAACAAAAUGUGAAUAAGUGUAAAGAUUGUGUUUGUCUGGAAUUCUGACCCUCACUGUUAUUGUACUGUCAAUACCCCUGUAAGAAAAAGAAAACUACACCUAAUUGUAGUAAAGUAAGCAUAUUUACUAUAUUUCAAGUAGUGCGCUAUAAUGAGUGAAGACAUCAUAAAUAUAAGGUACACACAAAAUAAGAUAAAAGGAAAAUAAAAAUGUUGUAUUUUCAGUUUUAUGAUUUGUAGAACAUUAUAUUUGUAUACUUCAUCCGAUUCUUCUUUAUUUCUUACCUCUGUGAUGUGGAUAUUCAGAUAUUUUCAGUCUAAGUCAAAUUAAUGGCAGUUGAACAAGAAUUUAUUUUUGAAAUACUAUAAAAUGCUUUUCAAAUUGCAAAUUAAAUGUAGUUGUGAUGUUCACCUGGUUGUGGAGGUAAGACAACAAUCAGAUUGUAUUCAUGUUUGUGCUUCUAUUUGAAUUCAUGUAUAUACUUCAUAUGAUAUAAUUAGAAACAACUAAAUAAAUACAAUGAUUAUCACAUUGCCUGUUUAAAUAUAUUUAUGCAUAUAUAAAUAUUUUGUUACAUAAACAAAAAGUUCACUUUAAGCAACACACUGCCCUACAACAAAAAAUGUAGCUGAAGUCUGGACCAAACACAUACACACAUACAAAUAGAUUCAGUUUCCUUCCACAGUUGUAAGUAAGUUAUAAGUUGUAUUAAUAUCUAUGCACCUCUGCAAUUACAGAAUUUGACACAAUGACAUUUGGUUCUGUUACCGGACCAGUGGCUCAAACAUAAGAGCUCCUCAAAUGUUUGUCUUUAUUCUAAUGUCACCUUCAAGUCACAAAUACAAGUCACAAGAAAAAAAAAUUAUGUUUAAAGGAGACAUAUAAUUCUGAUAUUCAGAUUGACAGUUUUAAUUUGAGGUAUAAAAUGCUCUGUCUCACAGUGUUGAUUGCUGCAGCUCCUCUUUUCAGCCUCUGUCUGAAACACUUGGUUUUAGCUGCUGUCUCUUUAAGGCCCU